GGAGGCGGAAGGCCGCUUCCGGCCGGCUCUUCCCUUCCUCCCGCCGCCGGCGCGGGCACGUCCUGUUUUCGUUGGCUGCGCUGGUAUGGCCGCUGCCGCGGUGGCUGCCACCCGUACUUAGUGCGGGUUCACGCUCGGCGCCUUCAGGGUAGUGCGGCUUCCUCGUACGUCCCGCUCGUCUACGUGUGCUUCCCAAGGGCGUCGGCGUUCCCACAGCCGGCAGCAUGGGCCGGGAGUCACGCCACUAUCGGAAGCGAUCAUCAUCGCGGGGCCGCUCUGGGAGUCGUUCUAGAAGUCGUUCACCUUCGGACAAAAGGAGUAAACGAGAUGACAGACGGUCGAGAAGCAGGGAUCGAGACAGAAGGAGGGAGAGGUCCCGGAGCAGGGACAAAAGGCGCUCUCGGUCCCGGGACAGGAAGCGGCUGAGACGCUCCAGGAGCCGCGAGAGAGACAGAAGCCGAGACCGGAGGAGGUCUCGCAGCCGAGAUCGGAGGCGCUCACGGAGUAGAAGCCGAGGCCGGCGGUCCCGGUCCUCCAGUCCCGGCAACAAGAGCAAGAAGACCGACAAUCGUCGUUCUAGGUCCAAAGAGAAAGCAGAUAGUGGAGAAAGUUCUAAAGAUAAGAAAAAAGAUAAAGAUGACAAGGAGGAUGAAAAAGAAAAAGAUGCUGGCAACUUUGACCAGAAUAAACUGGAAGAAGAAAUGCGAAAGCGAAAAGAAAGAGUAGAAAAAUGGCGAGAAGAGCAGCGUAAAAAGGCCAUGGAAAACAUAGGGGAGUUGAAAAAGGAAAUUGAAGAGAUGAAGCAAGGGAAAAAAUGGAGUUUAGAGGAUGAUGAUGAUGAUGAAGAUGAUCCUGCAGAAGCUGAAAAGGAAGGAAAUGAAAUGGAGGGAGAGGAGUUAGACCCCCUGGAUGCUUACAUGGAAGAAGUGAAGGAGGAAGUAAAAAAGUUCAACAUGAGGAGUGUAAAAGGUGGUGGGGGAAAUGAAAAGAAGUCAGGACCAACCGUCACGAAAGUUGUCACUGUCGUGACAACCAAGAAAGCGGUCGUGGAUGCUGAUAAGAAGAAAGGGGAGCUGAUGGAGAAUGAUCAGGAUGCCAUGGAGUAUUCUUCAGAGGAGGAGGAAGUUGACCUGCAGACGGCCCUUACGGGCUAUCAGACAAAACAGAGAAAACUCCUAGAACCCGUUGAUCAUGGAAAAAUUGAAUAUGAACCAUUCAGAAAAAACUUUUAUGUUGAAGUUCCAGAACUAGCAAAAAUGUCUCAAGAGGAGGUGAAUGUAUUUCGAUUGGAAAUGGAAGGUAUUACAGUCAAAGGAAAAGGCUGUCCUAAACCAAUCAAGUCUUGGGUCCAGUGUGGAAUUUCCAUGAAGAUCUUAAAUUCCCUCAAAAAACAUGGGUAUGAAAAGCCCACGCCAAUCCAAACCCAAGCAAUUCCUGCCAUAAUGUCCGGAAGAGAUUUGAUUGGCAUUGCCAAAACAGGAAGUGGAAAGACCAUUGCUUUUCUGUUGCCCAUGUUUAGACACAUCAUGGAUCAGAGGUCAUUAGAAGAAGGAGAGGGGCCAAUAGCUGUCAUCAUGACUCCGACUCGAGAACUGGCUCUACAAAUUACUAAAGAAUGUAAGAAGUUUUCAAAGACCUUGGGACUUCGAGUGGUGUGCGUUUAUGGAGGAACAGGAAUCAGUGAGCAGAUUGCUGAGCUGAAGAGAGGUGCUGAAAUUAUUGUUUGCACACCUGGUCGAAUGAUUGACAUGUUAGCUGCUAACAGUGGUCGGGUCACGAAUCUUCGAAGGGUGACAUACGUUGUUUUAGAUGAAGCUGAUAGAAUGUUUGAUAUGGGUUUUGAACCGCAGGUCAUGCGUAUUGUGGACAAUGUUCGUCCUGACCGCCAGACAGUUAUGUUUUCAGCUACUUUCCCCAGAGCUAUGGAGGCUUUGGCUCGCAGAAUCCUCAGCAAACCCAUUGAAGUGCAGGUUGGAGGCAGGAGUGUGGUCUGCUCUGAUGUGGAGCAGCAAGUGAUUGUAAUCGAAGAAGAGAAGAAGUUUCUGAAGCUGCUGGAACUUCUGGGCCACUACCAGGAGUCAGGGUCUGUGAUCAUCUUUGUGGAUAAGCAGGAGCAUGCCGAUGGUCUCCUCAAGGACUUGAUGAGAGCGUCGUACCCAUGCAUGUCUCUUCAUGGAGGAAUUGACCAGUAUGACAGAGACAGCAUUAUCAAUGACUUUAAAAAUGGGACUUGCAAACUUCUCGUGGCUACCUCUGUUGCUGCCCGUGGUCUCGAUGUGAAACAUCUGAUUCUUGUGGUGAACUACAGCUGCCCCAACCAUUAUGAAGAUUAUGUGCACAGAGCAGGACGGACUGGAAGAGCGGGCAACAAAGGUUACGCCUACACUUUCAUCACGGAGGAUCAGGCUCGCUACGCUGGCGACAUCAUCAAAGCGCUGGAGUUGUCGGGGACUGCAGUGCCUUCUGAUCUGGAGAAGCUCUGGAGUGAUUUCAAGGACCAGCAGAAAGCUGAGGGAAAAAUAAUUAAGAAGAGUAGUGGGUUCUCUGGCAAGGGGUUCAAGUUUGAUGAAACAGAACAAGCUUUGGCCAAUGAGAGGAAGAAGUUACAGAAAGCAGCUCUUGGUCUGCAAGAUUCAGAUGACGAGGAUGCUGCUGUGGAUAUUGAUGAACAAAUUGAAAGCAUGUUUAACUCAAAGAAGAGAGUGAAGGAUAUGGCUGCUCCAGGGACAUCGAGUGUUCCUGCGCCAACUGCAGGAAAUGCUGAGAAGUUAGAAAUAGCGAAGAGACUGGCUCUGCGAAUCAAUGCUCAGAAGAAUUUGGGCAUCGAGUCUCAGGAUGUGAUGCAGCAGGCCACCAACGCAAUUCUCAGAGGUGGCACCAUUCUUGCACCCACUGUGUCUGCAAAAACCAUUGCAGAGCAACUUGCUGAAAAGAUCAAUGCCAAGCUCAAUUACGUGCCUUUAGAGAAACAAGAAGAAGAAAGACAGGAUGGUGGGCAGAAUGAAUCUUUUAAGAGAUAUGAGGAAGAAUUAGAGAUCAAUGACUUCCCACAGACCGCUAGGUGGAAAGUUACCUCCAAGGAGGCGCUGCAGAGAAUCAGCGAGUACUCCGAAGCCGCAAUCACCAUCAGGGGAACGUACUUUCCUCCUGGCAAAGAGCCCAAGGAAGGAGAGCGGAAGAUCUACUUGGCAAUUGAAAGUGCCAAUGAACUGGCUGUGCAGAAAGCUAAAGCGGAAAUCACCAGGCUCAUAAAAGAAGAAUUGAUAAGACUGCAAAAUUCAUACCAACCAACCAACAAAGGAAGAUACAAAGUCUUAUAAGCAUCUGGAAAAAACAUUUUUACUUGUGCUGGUCUGUAAUACAUGUGAAAGUUGUUGUCUGACGUUUACAAUGUAUUGUAAAUUAAUAUUUUUUAAAAUUCUGCCUUGCUAAAUUUUUGAAUACAAGAAAUCAGUACUUGCUAGGGAAAUCUCUGUAAGUAGCCCACAGUUAUUCAGACUGUGUUUCAAACAAGCCUGUUUGGAGAGUAGAAUGUCGUUUAAAUGUAAAACUUGAAUACUGAUGUUUUAGCUGCCUGGGUAGUAAGUAGACAAGAAGUUUAACAGAUGGAAUUGCUUGGACUUUGUCUUGAAGGUAAUAAAGUACAAAUGUCACUAGGGGGCUCUUCACCUAAUCCUCCUCCAAUGAAAUUGUGAUCCUCUCCUGGAAAAAUGCAAUAUUCUCUGUCAUAUUUUGUGUCCCCCCCUCCACCUUCAUUUUAAAUCUUCCCUGACUCAGUGAAACAGUAUGAACUGGAUUUAAGAAUAUUAUAAUACAAGUUUUGCAAAAUAGCUCCAGAGUUUUUGCUUCGGUUUUUACUGUAAAUGGGUAAUAGUUGGACUACUUCUUUUUGUUUUUGUAAAAUUAAAGAUUUGUAGAACUAAAAA
Ochotona princeps (American pika) is the source of this 3926-nucleotide messenger RNA. RefSeq names its product DEAD-box helicase 46 (gene DDX46). Gene Ontology annotation, biological process: mRNA splicing, via spliceosome. The record is from RefSeq and is a predicted model, not a curated record. The coding region runs from base 225 to 3320 and encodes 1031 amino acids. Gene Ontology annotation, molecular function: ATP binding; RNA helicase activity; nucleic acid binding. NCBI's taxonomy places the organism in Eukaryota, Metazoa, Chordata, Mammalia, Lagomorpha, Ochotonidae. Gene Ontology annotation, cellular component: nucleus. The transcript has 23 exons.